AUGGAAUUUCAUUAUAAUCGAGGAGAACGGAAAACUUGGCUGAUCGGCGAUGCUGGAUACCCUUUGGAACCGUGGCUCAUGACACCAUUGGUCGAUUUUCCUGAAAAUACCCGACAAUUUCAUUAUACGCAACAGCUCUGUAAGGCAAGAAACGUUGUUGAACGUUUUUUUGGUGUCUUCAAAUCUGUAUGGAGAUGUCUUUCCUAUCAGCGUGUACUGAUGUAUAGGCCAGCAUUUGCUGCAAAAAUAGUUAAUGCAUGUGCAGUACUGCAUAAUAUAAGAAUUCAACACCGUUUGCCUGUUGAAGAAUUGGAAGCACCAAUAACUGCUGAUAAUGGUGAAUAUGAAAAUGCUGGGCUCAUUGAUAACGAAGAUCUACAUCAAAGAGGACCGCGCGCUUUAGCUCAAAGAAUACAACGCCAAAUUAUGAGAAAAAGAUUUCCUAAUUAUCGAGAUGCACAAGAUGAAGAGCGUGCUGAAAAUGAUUAA
Messenger RNA from Harpegnathos saltator (Jerdon's jumping ant), 489 nucleotides. RefSeq names its product putative nuclease HARBI1. The record is from RefSeq and is a predicted model, not a curated record. Lineage: Eukaryota; Metazoa; Arthropoda; Insecta; Hymenoptera; Formicidae. The transcript has 2 exons. The coding region runs from base 1 to 489 and encodes 162 amino acids.